Messenger RNA from Arachis stenosperma, 1410 nucleotides. Its product is annotated as ATP-dependent DNA helicase PIF1-like. The coding region runs from base 1 to 1410 and encodes 469 amino acids. The record is from RefSeq and is a predicted model, not a curated record. NCBI's taxonomy places the organism in Eukaryota, Viridiplantae, Streptophyta, Magnoliopsida, Fabales, Fabaceae. Gene Ontology annotation, molecular function: DNA helicase activity. Gene Ontology annotation, biological process: DNA repair; telomere maintenance. The transcript has a single exon.
AUGGAAGCUGUGAACAAUGGGAAAGGGAAGGUCUUCUUCUUAUAUGGAUACGGUGGGACUGGAAAGACAUUUGUCUGGAAGACACUAGCCGCUGCAAUUAGAUCAAAAGGAAAGAUUGUUAUCACGGUUGCAUCAAGCGGGAUAACAUCCUUAUUGUUACCAGGUGGUAGAACGGCACACUCACGUUUUGCAAUCCCACCAAACCUUGAUGAAUUUUCAACAUGCAACAUAAAGCAAGGCAGUGCAUUGGCUGAGUUGAUAAUAAAGACUCGGUUAAUAAUAUGGGAUGAAGCUCCUAUGGUUAAUAAACAUUGCAUUGAGGCGCUUGAUAGGACAAUGAGGAAUAUCUUGAGGUUUAGUAAUCUAAAUAGUCAAAAUCAGCCAUUCGGAGGAAAGACAAUUGUAUUCGGUGGGAAUUUUUGGCAGAUACUUCCUGUUAUUCCCAAAGGUAGUAGGCAAGAUAUUGUACAUGCAACGAUAAAUUCAUCUUACAUUUGGAAGAGCUACAAGUUACUUACUUUGUCAAAGAACAUGCGUCUGAAAGCUACACAUGAUGAUGAAAAAAUAGAAGACUUAAGGGAAUUUGCAGAAUGGAUUCGAAAGAUCGGUGUUGGGAACUAUGACACUCAGAAGGAUGGUGUUAACAAAGUCAAAAUCCCAGAUGAUAUCAUGAUAAAGGAUUGGGAUGACCCCAUUGUAGCUAUUUGCAAAGCAAUAUAUCCAGAUUUGUUUGAUGGGACAAACUAUCUAUCUAACAUUCAAGAUCGGGCCAUACUUGCACCCACACUGCAUAUUGUUGAUGAAAUCAAUAAUUAUAUGAUGAGUUUGAACCAAACCGAGGCGCAAACCUUUUAUAGCUCAGACAAAGCAUGCGAAACAGAACCUGCUAAUGAUAUCUCUGCAUCAAUUCACACACCUGAGUUCCUAAACACGAUUAAAUGCUCUUUGGUGCCAAACCAUGAAUUGACACUCAAGGUUGGGACACCUAUAAUGUUACUUCGUAACAUUGACCACUCGGUUGGGUUAUGUAAUGGCACUCGCUUAGUCAUAACCAAACUUGGUAAACACGUAUUAGAAGCAAGGAGCCUAUCAGGAGCAAACAGUGGCCAAAAGGUUUUCAUCCCAAGAAUGACUUUAACCCCAUCUGAUCACAUGAUACCUUUCAAGUUUCAACGUAGACAAAUUCCUAUAAUGGUAUCAUAUGCGAUGACCAUUAAUAAAAGUAAAAAAUCAUUGUCUAAAGUUGGGUUGAUCCUAAAAAAACCCGUCUUUAUACAUGGUCAGUUAUAUGUUGCAGUAUCUAGAGUUACAAAUAGAGCUGGGUUGAAAAUAUUGAUAUGCCACGCGGAGAAUAACUGCACAGAAAUGGACAACGUGGUAUAUAAAGAAGUGUUUAGGAAUGUUGGUUAG